This is a messenger RNA of Anopheles aquasalis, 977 nucleotides long. RefSeq lists its product as uncharacterized. NCBI's taxonomy places the organism in Eukaryota, Metazoa, Arthropoda, Insecta, Diptera, Culicidae. The record is from RefSeq and is a predicted model, not a curated record.
CGUCCUCGUGGCAGUAGCAAUGUCAGCGGUACCGUCUGGGAGCAUUCCACAAUCCAACUCGAAGCUCUACUCGCCGCCAGCCAUGGCCAGAACAGACGCCAAAUUUCGUCCAAUUUUUGUCAUUUUUAUGUUCAGCGUGCAUCUCCUGCUUGCCAUCGCGAUCGUGUCAAUUGGCCUCGUGGCACUGAUAAGUGGCUGGACGUUACCGGGAGAUCAUGCUUCGGCACUGUAUUUCAUCAUCAUUUACAUGCGCGUUGGAUACUGGCUAGUGACUUACGUGAUCCACGAACGUUGUAAGCAGGAAUUUGCCCGCCUGCUCGAGCCGGACUUUGAUCGCUAUCGGUCACUGUCCGUGUAUCGUAAGGCUCCGCUACAGAUCGCCACCCUGUGGAACGUGAUUCUACUGGCGGUGCAGAAUCAGGUGCGCUUCCUGUUUCCAUACGAUUCCACCAUUCCCACCGGUGGAAGUUCUGCCGGCAAUGCAGGCACCGGUAACAAAGCGGAAGGUGCACUGAACCCGGCCAUCACACCGCAGGUGUUUGUGAUCGUUGUGUCGGCGUUGGAGCUGCUGGUGCAACUGUGCUUUUACGUGCCGUUCGUAAGAGCUCUGAACGAAAUCCGGAACGCCGAGGGCUUGGAUAAGGAAACGGAUCUGCGCUAUCGUCGCAUGACGGAUACGGAACUCGAGGAGCAACCGUUCGAGUGGCAGCUUGAACGGCAAGCUGAACUGAUUAAGCGGCUACGCACGGAGCACGAUCAGCUGCAGCGGAAAGCUAAAGCGUACGGCGUUGAUAGCGGUAGCUGAAGCAGAUUGACGACGCAGUUAGUAUGAUUCACCCCAGCACUGGAUACGGGUUUCUUUGUUUCUCUAAAAUUGUUGAUUCGAAUUUGUUGUUCAAAAUGUGCAUGCUAGUAUAAAUUACUAAAACCUCUUCUCUAUCAGAUAAUCAAUAAAUGGUUAUUGCAAGCAUAAUUCA